Cryptotermes secundus is the source of this 3817-nucleotide messenger RNA. It is a transcript of the gene Mitf, whose product is annotated as microphthalmia-associated transcription factor. Gene Ontology annotation, cellular component: nucleus. The transcript has 9 exons. Lineage: Eukaryota; Metazoa; Arthropoda; Insecta; Blattodea; Kalotermitidae. Gene Ontology annotation, molecular function: protein dimerization activity; DNA-binding transcription factor activity, RNA polymerase II-specific; RNA polymerase II cis-regulatory region sequence-specific DNA binding. Bases 62 to 1990 code for a protein of 642 amino acids. The record is from RefSeq and is a predicted model, not a curated record. Gene Ontology annotation, biological process: regulation of transcription by RNA polymerase II.
CGUGCGUAGAGGAAGAACUGCGAACGCGUGGUGGAAUUCUCGUUGUUCUGAGUGUGUCAACAUGGAGGUUGCUUUCCAGCCUUCAUCUGCAGCUCGUUCUGAUGGUGCGCAUUCUAGACUUAGUGACGAUGGUAGUUUGUUGACUACGAACGAGCAGAUAAAUGAAUUUCAAGAUAUAAUUCAAAGAAUGGAUCGUAUUUUAAAUGAACCGGUUGUAACAACAGCAUCAAGUUACAGUGGUUACUGUAGUACGUACACGUCUUGUGCGAAUUUGACGAACAGAGGUACCCAUCUUGUUACUGGAAAUUGUUGCAUCCCAGAUCAUCACCAUUGCCGUAGCGCCCCUGCUACUGCUACCAUGGCAGUAGGCUUGAUACCCGCGAUGCCUGAAACCCGAACAUCAGUGGUAAACUCUCCUGUCGUGUGUAAAGAAAGUCCAACAGUUCGUGUUAACAUAGGCAUCGAUGAAGAUCUGAGAAUGAUCCUGGAUAUGGAUCCCAGUAUCAUAGAUGUGGCGACGGACAACGAGCGACAGCAACAGCAGGUGUCACCCCCGGCUCCGCCCCUUCCGCCGCCGAUGCCACCACCUCCUGACAAGGUGGUAGGCCUACCGCCGAGGGCUGGCGGUCCACCAACAUUCAAAACGGCCACUCCGACGUCUCGCACUCAACUGAAGCUACAGUUGAUGAGAGAACAGCUACAGCAGCAAGAACGUCGGGAGGCAGAACUGAAGCAGCAGCAACUGGAGCGUCGAGCUCCGUCGCUUACUCCAGCCCUGAAGGUGCCUGUCAGUAUUCAGAGCGUCGAUGUACCUCCACAAGUUUUGCAAGUGCGGACGGGUCUAGAAAAUCCAACGCGGUAUCACGUAAUUCAGAAACAGAGGAGUCAAGUGCGGCAGUAUUUGAGCGAAUCAUUCCAGCAGCCCGUAGUAGGUGUGAAUGGUGCUAAUUGUACUGUUGACCUCCCUAGUGGGGCGGUGCAGGUUCAGAGCGCCCCGAAUCUCGCUACUGUGACUCUACAGAAGCACCAUGUUGUCGGCGCUAGUCCAGAGAAUGCCGCCUCACCCAGUAUCAGCUCCGUCGCCACAAGCACGGAUGAGGCUGAGGAGGUCCUGGAAGAUAUUUUGGCUUUUGAAGCCAGUUCAUUGGCAUCGGAUAAUAUUAAAGUCACAGAUUCAGCACUGAAUAUUUCUCCAGAUAUUCAGGUUGGGAGUGGAAGUUUCUAUGAACAACUAAUAGCAUUUGGAAAUGGACCACUCAAAACAAGCAAUUCUUGCCCGCCUGAUCUUCCGCAAGUUAAGCCAGAACCACUUCAGCUUAGUGAUGCUGAAAUGCAUGCAAUUGCCAAAGAUAGGCAAAAGAAGGACAAUCAUAAUAUGAUUGAAAGACGGCGACGUUUCAAUAUCAAUGACCGAAUCAAAGAACUGGGAACCCUUCUUCCUAAAAACAAUGAUCCGUACUAUGAAAUUGUGCGAGAUGUUCGACCCAACAAGGGGACCAUCCUGAAAUCAUCAGUUGAUUACAUCAAGGUUCUGAAACUUGAGGUGCAGAGAAUGAAACAAGUGGAAGCAAGGCAAAAGCAGCUUGAACUUCAGAACCGGCGUUUGUAUCUCAGAAUUCAGGAGUUGGAAUUGCUAGCAAAAUCACAUGGAUUACCAGUGUCUGAAUUUGCGUGGCAGCCCUGUUCUCAGUCAACUGUUAUCAACAGCUGCUUUAAAUCCCAGCAUAUAAUUCAAGACCCCUUACUUGGUCACACGUUAGAUGGCAGCAUAGCGCAAUUCGGCAUGCAGAUGCAAGGUGUUAUUACAGAUGCAUCAUCUCUAAGUGCAUCACAAGUAGAAGAUUUAAUGGAAGAUGAUCAUCCUGUAAAUGGUGAUCCAAUGCUUUCAUCUCCACAUGUGCCAAGUCCAGGAGAACCAAACCACAUUGAUGAAGAUGAUGAUGAUGAUCCUGACAGUGACUCUCUGGUAGAUAUGGCAAUGGUGGCAUGAUCUGCCAUGUCUUUUGUUAUCUGCAAUUUAGCUAAUGCCAUUAAGGGGAGUUCCAUGAACUGGUAGCAUUGGUGAUUGUUAUGAUAUGAGGAAGUGGUUUGGAAAUACACAUACAUCUCACCGAUAAGUUCAGUGUCUGUUAUCUUGAAGCAAGCUGAUUGCUGACUGAUGCUGUAUAGUUUGUUGCUUCGUUUGCAGACUUUAUAUUUAAAAAUGUUUGGAAAAUGGAUGACCUGUGAAAUGAUGCUGCAAAAUAAACAAUGAUGUUAGCGCUGGAGUUAUUACGAUUGUUCCACGUCAGUGUCCUCGUGCGGAACGUCUGAAUGUAAUGAAAGAUGAAUGAGAGUGUGUCUGGAAGAGUUAGUACCUGUAUGUCUGCAUGUGUGCUGUGUGGUUGUUGUAAGAAUGGGAAAUGACAUGCAUUCUAAUUAGCAUACUUAAUACACAUUCAGCAAUUUGCUGCAGAUGCUAAGAACCAUGUUUGUUGCAUACUUUAUGAUACUGACUGAUGAUGUUAAGUUUUUUAAAUGUUUAUCACUAUCAUACUAUUGAUCAUGUUAUGUUAUAAAUGUGAUUGUGAUUUAUUAUCAAGAACACUGACACAGGAGGUCAUGUUUACAGAUAGUAUAUAUCACUAUGUAAAAUAAUUUUAACAUGUAAUGUUUGCUAAGAAAGUAAAGCAUUAAUGAAAGAGGUGAUAUUUUUAAUAUGUACACUAUUUUCAGCAGUCAGUAGCCAGGUAAUAUCUUUAAUGCAAAGAAAUACAACCUUCACUGAAAAAUGUGAUAUAUUCAGUAAUAUUGUUAUUUUCAUGUGAUACAGAAGGCUGAUAUGCAUUGCAUAUUCUAGGCGUGAUAGCGGUGGUGCUAUGUACAUUCAUAUAAAUAUGUGUGUAUUUACAUGCAUAAUAAUGUUGAAAUGCUUAGGCAGUGUGUGCUUGAUAUAGCCUGUAUGUCCCAGCAAAAUUUUUGAACUCAUAAUAACAAUUUUUAAGGAUUGCAUACUGUUCCGAACUUAUGCAAUUUUUACCAUCAAUGCAAAAAUACUUUAUUGUUUUUUUAUUUAUUUAUUUUGAAACUUGUAGCACUUGAAGAUGACCCCUUUGAGGUCAAAACAUGUAGUGCAUGCUACAUAAAUAAAUAAAUAAAUAAAUAAUAAAAUAUUUUUGCGUUGAUGGUAAAAAUUGUAUAUGUUCGUCAUAUUGACAAGUUGCAGAUAGUAAUUGUUGGUUCUGAUCUAGAGAAUUUAUAUUAUCCACUGCGUCUGACUGUAUGGAUACCCCUUUUUGAGUGUAACUGAAUGUUGUGCAUGGAGUAAAAUAGGGCUGAGUUUUUGAAGUAUAUGUCCGGUUGCUUGCCAGAGGCAUAUUUUUCUAUGUGAUUAAAAGCUUGAUCUCGUGUGCUUUGACACAGAAGACAAGAAUAUUUCAGAUUAAUGCAAUUUGUGUUCUUAUUUUGAAUGAUCUUGAUGAAUGCCUCAUGAUGAGACUCAAGAAUUCAUUCACAGUCCUGUAUGUUACAAAUAGUAGUACUGAGUAGUUGUCAUGAUAUUUCCAGAGGGCCCAUGCAGUAUGGUUUUUGUUUCACAUGUGAAACUUUUGAGAGAUGAUUGGGGUACAAAAGUUUUUAAAAAUCUGGCGGGCAGAUAAAUGUUGUGUUUUUAAGAAGGUGGAUUAGUAUUUUUGGUGCCCUGGUAUGGCUCUUGUGUCCACUUGGCAAGCAGGCUUCCUGUCUUUUGUUGCUGUACUGUAUGUCCUAAACAUACAUGGACCAAGCAUUUGACAAAGGCAAAAUAAAGUUUACAGAGAGAUUAAUGAGUUACCAGUUA